UGGCCCUUCCUUUCACGGGCAUUUGGUUCCCUAAUUCAAAGGGUACAAGCCUUCAAGGCAGCGAGGGACGAAACCACAGCAUCCGACCCUGAUGAAAGACUGUCUCACAGUUACAACAAGCAGAAAAGGAUAUCCUCAAGGCAGUACAGAGUCACUCCUUCAGAGAGGAAAUGCAGACGUUGAAGCAAGCGCAAAACGAUCCCAACGUAACCACCAGCAGGAAAAGCCCGCUCCUGAAGUUGAGCCCGUUUCUCGACAGUGACGGAAUCAUCAGAGUGGGCGGAAGACUUAAGCGCUCAGAUAUGGACUUAGCAACUUGCCAUCCAAUCGUCCUUCCAAAGGAUGGCCAUGUCUCCAAGCUGUUGGCAGAACACUACCACCGCCAGGUACAACACCAAGGCCGACAAUUGACACUGGGGGCUAUAAGAUCAGCAGGCCUGUGGGUAAUUGGGUCCCACAACCUCAUCAGAAGCAUCAUCAACCGAUGCAUCACCUGCAGAAAGCUGAGAGGAAAGCCACUGACCCAGGUCGUGGCUGACCUGCCAGAAGACAGAGUUACAGCAUCACCACCUUUCACCAAUGUUGGCAUGGACGUCUUUGGGCCAUGGACAGUCGUCACCAGAAAGACGAGGGGCGGAACCUCCGAUUCCAAAAGGUGGGCUGUACUCUUCACCUGCCUCUACAGUAGGGCUAUUCAUGUGGAGGUCAUUGAGUCAAUGGAAACGUCAUCAUUUAUAUCUGCCUACCGCAGAUUUGUGGCUGUAAGGGGACCAGUAGCCAAACUGAGGUGCGACAGGGGCACCAACUUUGUCGGUGCAAAACACGAGCUAGACGAAGCCUUUAAGGAGAGUGAUCAUGAACAGGUGGCAUCCUACCUAGCAUCACAACAGUGCCAGUGGGUAUUUAACCCUCCCCACGCUUCACAUUUUGGCGGCGUUUGGGAGCGUCAGAUUGGCACAGUCAGACGUGUCCUCAAUGUGAUGUUUCUGUAA
Patiria miniata (bat star) is the source of this 992-nucleotide messenger RNA. RefSeq lists its product as uncharacterized. Bases 171 to 992 code for a protein of 273 amino acids. Gene Ontology annotation, molecular function: nucleic acid binding. The record is from RefSeq and is a predicted model, not a curated record. Gene Ontology annotation, biological process: DNA integration. The transcript has a single exon. Lineage: Eukaryota; Metazoa; Echinodermata; Asteroidea; Valvatida; Asterinidae.